Coffea eugenioides is the source of this 516-nucleotide messenger RNA. Its product is annotated as E3 ubiquitin-protein ligase RNF181-like. The coding region runs from base 1 to 516 and encodes 171 amino acids. The transcript has a single exon. NCBI's taxonomy places the organism in Eukaryota, Viridiplantae, Streptophyta, Magnoliopsida, Gentianales, Rubiaceae. The record is from RefSeq and is a predicted model, not a curated record.
AUGGGGGAGGAACAAGAGCUUCGAAUAGCUACUGCUUUGGCUGGAGUUCUAAAUGGUGAUGAUUACUCAACAAUUUUAGACGUUGACCAUGAGGAAGAAAAUCAAUGGGGUGGAUCAGGUUCAUGCCAAUUAUGUGCUAGUGAAAGUCUGUACCCAAAGUUGAGUGGCAUGACUGCUGAAUUGGCCAUGUCAAGGGCUAAAGAAACUGAUAGAGAUUUUCAUGCUGUUUAUGAAGAAACUCAGCACAGUAUUCGAGUAAAAGUCGUGAAAAUUCUUGCCAGAACUGUUCAUCCAGCUCUUAAAGUUUUGACACAGGUUGUGGUUUCUGGUGAUGAUCAAGAAGAUGGGGAGCAUGUUUGUGGGAUUUGUCAAGAUGAGAUGAAAAGUGAGGAUGAUGUGAGAGCCUUGGGUUGCAAGCAUUCUUUUCACUGCGAGUGUAUCUUCAAGUGGCUGAAUAAAAAGAUGGUAUGCCCUUUGUGUAGGUAUUCUCCCCUGACAGAAGAAGAUCACAACUAA